GUUCAAGACGCGGGACUUUUGAAGAUAAACGGAACUACGCGUGUUUUUUAAUGGAUGAUGCACUUAGGGAGUUGGAAGAGGCUGCUACAGCUCAGCUGUUGGCAGUGAAGACAGAGGACAGGAGACAAGCAGAGGCGAAAAUUCUGCAGUUCCGUUCUCUCGCUGAGCCUUAUGAACUGUGUACACUUAUUUUAUCUCGUUCUACCAAUGACUGUCUACUAUAUGAAGCUGGUCGUUGCUUAUCGCAUGCAGUGGUUCGUGAAUGGAAUUCAAUUUUUGCAUCUUCAUGGGAGAAUACAGAGAACUGCAAAGCAUUACAGCUUCUUACUAUUAUAUUGGAAUGGUCACAAAACCGAGGAUUUGAGUGUGGUCCCGCAGCUCGUCAACGGAUAUUAAGUGCAGCUGGAACACUGGUUAAAAGAGCUUCAGCAGCGAAUGCUGAAAAGAUAGCUGCUGCCUGGCGUUUGUCAAAGUCUGAUGUAACUUUCCCACAGAAAUUCCGCCUAUCAUCUCGAAUUCUUACUACACCACCAGAUGAUCCGGGACCAGCGUGUUGGUUAAUGCUGAAAUUAAUCGAAUAUGUAGAAGAUUUACUUCAACCGCUUACACAAUCCGAUAUAUCUGCUGUUAAUAAUGAUCAGGAUCCUGUUCUUAAACGAGGAUUGUUAGGUUUAUUCAUCUUAUCUGCACUACUGGAUGAAUUCUCUUAUUCUGAAGACAGUGCCCAACUAAAUUUACCAUUGGAAGCGCAUAUUUUCUUACGGGCCAGAUUUCAGGAUUAUGAACUUCCUCGGCUGUUUGAAAAUUUGCUUUGUCUUGCCAAUCAACUCCUGUUGUAUUGGUCUUCAUUGGAUUGUUCACAACUCAGUAAUGGACAAAGUGAAGUUGUAUUUAGAGUUAUCAACGCUUUGGAUAUGAUUACAAGUUGGGAUUUUUUACCUCGUGAACUUGUUGGCUUUCAUGCUAGCCGAAUACGACGUACUGAUCAUGAAACUCGUUUUCGGCCUAGUUCUAAGUGGCAUCAUGUUAUGGGAUCCGAUGUGUUUCCACGGACUUUAUUACUUUUUGUUAAGUUACAUACAUGGGUUCGUGGUUCAGAUCUACUCGGUUCACGUACAUUAUCAUGCUUGGUACGCUUUUCUUCAAUGUCUGGUCCUCUUAUCGAUCCAAUCUCUUCAUCGCUGACCUGUUUAAGCAGUAACGGUAUUAUGUCAUCCUGUUUUGAUCAAAAUAAUCAAACCUUGUGCUCAUCAAGUACACUGCAUUUUCUCAUACUUAUUGAGCAUAUGAAUCGAUGGUUAAAUGAUGGAAGUACUGGAAGUGACAAUCAUCAACAAGAGAAGGAUUUGACUCAAACAUCAAUUGAACAAUUCAUUAAUCAAGCCCCGGUUGGACUACGUGAUGAAAUAAUCAAUCGGAUAGUUGGAGUUGGUUUAAUUAUUCCAAGUAUAAAAUUAGAAAAUCUAAUUCCUUAUGAAUUGCCUAUUCUAUCUGAGUUCAUACUGAAUCUAGUGUUGAAUAGUUCACGUGCAUGGGAACCAGUCGAGCGUGUCUUAUCACUGCCAAAACUUAGUUCACAGGAAGCUGUCAGCAAAGAGACAUGUCAGUCAGUAUUUCAUAUGGGAUUGAUUUGUCUAUGGAUAAUGAACAAGUUUCUUGCGAUUCUUUCUUCUCUAUUAAAACAAUGUAUGCGUCUAAUGGCAUCCAGUUCUACGGAGAUCGAUGGUGAUGGCCAGUUAGCUCAUGAAGCUGUUGAACGUCUUUUCAACUGUUGGAGUGAUCUUGUCGACUUGAUCCCUUCAUCAUUGAGUGAUAUGUCAUUUGUUGGUGGUAAACAAAAUAAUGCCGUAACCGAAUGUGAUUCAGACGAUGACUCACCUUUGCCACUGACAACUGGUCAAGUACAAAACGCUGAUCAAUUGGUUCAACAAAUGAAGAAACUUCUCCGGAUGUUAAGAAGAAGUAAUUCUAUUCGACAGUCUCAAUUAUUUCAAAUUUAUCUUGCCUCGAAAUUGGCUCAACCGGUUGGUUUACGUCGAAUGAUUAAAAAUGAUGAUAAUAAUGAAGAAAUUGAUCUUGAGUUAGAUGAAGAUGAUUUGACUGCAUCAGAAGAUAGUCUAUUUGCUGUUGGCGCAUGUGGUUUAUCAUCUGUUGAAGAAUCUGUCAAUACGCUUGUUCACUUAUUAAAUGAACGUGUUACACAAUUAAUGCUGCAUACACAAGACAGAGAAAGUGAAGCAACAGUCAAUUUGUUAGAAGAUGCUCAUUGGUUGUUAUUAAUUACAGGACAUUUCUUAGUAUCUGGUCCAGCUUCAUUGACCAGUGUACUACGAACAAAUUGUCCAUGGGAAACACAAUUUUCAAUUCCCCAGCAACUCUUAUAUCUAGGUUCUAAUGCUACUGUUGAUUUAGUGAACAGUCGUCGCCUAAUACUGAUGUCUGUUGUUCAAACUAUUGACUUGAAGAGUAAUUGGCCUCCGGAAAAUUUAUCCUAUACACAUGUUCCUUCGCUUGUGAUUUUAUUAUGCUCCCUAUUUCGUUUGCUAUGGUUACAAGUAAUGUAUUCUGUGGGAAGUGCUCAAUUAGUUGCAGACAAUUUCUGGUUAAUGACUCGUGUUGCUGUUGCAUAUUUUUGUCAACAUGUUGUCGAUCGGCAUACAUUAAACUCCAACAUUUCUCGAUCACCAAUUCUAAGUAUACUACAGUCGGAUUCAACACAACCACCAGCAGCUCAUCAAGGUUUAUUAUCAAAUCAAGAAAACAAGCAGCUAUCUGAUGGAAAAGAAAAUCUUUCACCAGAAAAUUAUUGUCAUGAUACCAAUAAAGCUUGUAUUCAAGGUCUUUUAAUGUGUGCUCGUAUAGCACUGGAUAUGUGGUCACAUGAACCUCAAGUUCUUACUGCUUUGACAAGAUUGUUAAAUGUUCUCAGUAUGCAUUCACCUGAUGCAUCAUCAACCUUAGCCUGUUCAGCAUGGUAUGAAUUAUGCACGAUUGUCUGUGGCCCUCAGGCUUCAGAACAAACAUGGCCUAAUCUACCAGCAGACAGUCUUAUCCAGUUAGUUGAAGCCUGCUUAUGUGGUAGUUGGGCAAUUGAUAAAGCUCGUCUUUCUUCAGCAUUAUCCCACAAUCAAACUUGUGAAGAAAUGGACACCUUGUUACUGCAGUUACUUCGUGAAAUUCGACAACAAGUUCUUCGUGUAGUCAAUAUUCUCUCAGCAGAUGGUGUUACAUUUGGUUCAGUUCAAAAUGCUGUGGCUAUUGAUGUAUUAGUUAAUUGUACUACAGUUCUACGAGGUGUAUCACGUGCAACAGGAACAGUGGCAUCGAGUAGUGAAUCUGUUACAGACUUGAUUUCUUUAGUUUGGAAUGGUCUUUUAGCUCCAUUCCUUUCAAGUAGUGCAAGUUAUUUAGUUUUGAAAUGUCAUAAUUAUUCCGAAGCUGUACAAGCUUUAUUCUCAUUAUUCGCUGAUGUCGCUGAUUCCUGUUUAAUAUACUUGGCUAAUCUACCAUCCUCGUCACCAUUGUCAUCAACUUCAACUGAUGAUCCCUUGUCAUCAUCAUCAUCAUUGUUGCAAGGAGAUAAAUCCAUGAAUGGCGGGAACAACGGCAAUGGUGUUGUGUGUGUAUCUAGCGCAUUUCUCAACUGGAUUGUUAUCCUGUGCAAGCAUUAUGCUAAAAACACAGAAGGUAAACUGAAUUUCGAUGCAACUGCUGAAGAUGAUCAAAUUCAAGAACUUCGCCUUCUCUUAAAUCUUUUAAAUCGUGUACUUUAUCAUGAAUUUGAAUUGAAAUUAAGCGGAGCUAUCUACGUGGUGGUAUCCGGUGGUGGUGUCAAUGAUAAGUUUCUUGUCCAACCGAAUUCUGAUAGUGCUGAAGAGGUAACUGGGAAUUCUGUGCCGACAAUUGAUGCAGCAGUAAUUGGUCUAGGGCAUUUAUUACCACUUAUCACGGAAUCUAUAUUAGCUAUCCCAGAAUUAUGUCAAGCAUUUUAUUCCCUAGCGUCGUACACAUGUGAAUUACGUGCUCAAGGUUUCGUUGGGCUUACAGAUCACCAACUUUCAUGUUUCGGACGUCUUUUACGAUUUGGAAUAUUCGGUGAGAAUAUUAUCCAUUCAUCUAGGCAAGUGAAACCUUCAUCUACAACAGUUGGAUCGUCAUCAUCAUCAGGAUUAUCCUCGUCUGCUCCAGCAGGAUGUGUAGAUAAUUUAGUGAUACAACAGUGUCUAGAGAUUGUGAUUUCAUUCACGGAUCAUUUCUUGGAGGUUAGAACGCGUACUCAACUGUGUAUGACAGAAGAAUUGCAAGCUGCUCUGCGUAUCAUCAGUAUUAUUGGUUUGGAUACACAAUUUCUCUCUGAUCUGUUCAACUUACUAACACGUGAAAGUUAUUCAGUUAGCUUGGAAGCUGCAUUUUCAUCAGCACUGCUUAAUCUAAUUCAUAUUAAUCCGACUGCCUACUCACAACUUAUUCAUCAAUGGAUUAGUGAAUGUGGCAAUCCAGUUAUCCAAUCUCGUUUAAGCGAUGCUUUUGAACAUUUAGGCGGUAGUUGUAAAACUGGUGAAGAUGAAGGCCAAGUCGACCAAUCAAAGUCUCCUGAUCACAUACUUAGUAACAAUAAUAUUAAUAAUAAUAACAAUGCCAACAAGUACAUAGCAUGUUUCACCGAGAAUAAACCAACUCGUUCAGCUAGAUCAGAUUUUCAACAACGAUUUCAUUUGUUUGUCGCUGAAAUCCGUUCAUUCAUAUGUUUUGGAUAACUCAUAUUUGUUUGUGUGUGUGUGUGUGUGUGUACAUUCUAUCAAUGAUGUUUUAUUCUCUUUCUGUAUAUGUUUGCAUGAUGUUCCAUUCCUUCCAGGGUGUUGGUUGUUAAGGUAUACCAAAAGAAAACAAGAAACACAAAUAACAAAACAACAACUAACUAACUAACUCUCUUCUUGUAACUUGCUUGCUUGCUUAACGAUUUUAAUUUGACACUCAUCUCUGCUUUGUUUGUUACUCUUCUAGAAUGGAUGAGAUUAUUUGUACAUAUUUAUUAGAUUUUUUUUAAAAAUUAUUAUUAUUAUUGUUAUAAUGAUUUUUAUUGAAAUUAAUCGUUUGCUCAGCUCAUUUCAUCUCAUCUUAUUUUGUCCCUCUAAGGAAUUACGUC
Messenger RNA from Trichobilharzia szidati, 5146 nucleotides. Lineage: Eukaryota; Metazoa; Platyhelminthes; Trematoda; Strigeidida; Schistosomatidae. The record is from the annotation of a GenBank genome assembly.